AUGAAAACGAAAGGCGGACUAUUGUUAUAUAUAAGCUAUGCAAAAUAUGCGAUAAAAGCAAGUGUUAAGAUUAUUAAAAGCCAUAUAAAAGACAUACGAGAAGAAAUAAAUGUAAAAUCAUUUAGCAAAUACAAAUAUAAUUUUCUUUUUGAAUUCAUUGGUUCAUUUAUUUUUGUUUUUUUAAUAUCUGUUUAUAUGUUAAAUUCUAAUCAAAAUGAAGAAUACAUAAUUAAGCACAUUAAUCAAAUUAACCCUUACAAAAAAAAUGAUAUAUUUAUAAAUGAACUCAAUAUGUACAAUAAUGAUAUCAGCGGGGCUGACGAUAUCAAAAAUAUUAGCGACAUUAAAAAUCUAAACUCCAUAAAUGAUGUGAAAAUGCAUGAGGCAGCCACAUUGUUGAAUCAAGGAAAUAAACAAUUAAAAGAACAAAAUGAUACCAACAUUGGAAAAAAUGAAAUUAACAAUACAAAAAAAAUAGAUAAUAGUAUAAGUGAGGAAAAAGAACAAAAAAUCCCAAACUCCAAUGAAGAAAGUACAACAAUAGUUAAUGAUAAUAAAGGGGAAGAGAAUAAAGCUACCAAUAUUGGCGAAAAAGAUGCAAACACGAAAAAUAUUGAUGAUACAACGAUAAAUGCUGAUUUAAUAGAAAAAAAUGACAAAAUAAAUGAAAACAAAGAUAUACUUUCUCUCCCCAAAGAUUCUAAAAAAGAAAAACUUACGAAAGACGUUGACGAAGUAAUAUUUAAAGAUAAAGUAAACGAAUAUAGUAAAAUAAAAUUAGAUGAUAUUAAUAAUAUGGACUUAAAAAAUUUUGAUGACAUAAAGAUAUUAAAAGAUAGUAGUAACAAAAACAGUAGCAACCAUGCAAUAUAUUCCUUUUUUGGAUGUUUAAUAUAUGUGUUAUUUAUUAUAUUUGGAGCUCAUAUUAAUCCUGCAUACACAUACGCCUUGUGGCUAAUUGAUCCCCAAAAAUAUGGAUUUGUAAUUACAACAUUAUAUGCUACUUUUCAAUAUAUCGGUGGAAUACUAGCUAGUAUUUUAUGUGCCCAUAUAUAUGGUAGUAUAUUCAUAUAUUCUUUAUUACCAAAAAAACAUAUUAUGAAAACUUUUUUAUGUGAAUUUGUAUCAACAUUUUUAUUAACAAUAUUAUUGCUAAGCUUUUAUAAUUAUAAAAAAUUAUUUAAUGAAGAAAAUCAAAAUGAAGAAGAGUUUGCUUUUAACAAAGACAAAAUAAAAAAUAUGUCAUCAUUAUAUUCAUCACAUUCCUUUGAAGAUAUUUACGAAUAUGAUAUAUUUAGCACAUACGACACUAGAAAUACUAAUAACAAUAGAUAUAAAAAAUUAUUUAUUUAUUUUGAUAAUAAAUAUAUAAAAUAUAUAAUAAAUCAUAUAUUUUACUUAUUAUUUAUAUUCUUUUCGUUAUUAUUUUUUGUUUUUGUUACAAAUACCACAUUAAACCCAAUGUUUUCUACUUCUACUUUAUGCACAUAUUUAUAUUUUAAAUAUCUCCAAUCUAAUAAUUCCUUUAGUUUCUUCUCGAUAUUCUUCUCGUUUUUAAGUUUGGGGAAAAUAAUGCAAGUGAUAAUUUUCUAUAUCAAGUCUUUGCCGCUAUGGAUUGGACCAUAUGCUGGAUCAGCUUGUGCAACAUUUUUUAUGAAGCUCUUUAAAGAUAACAAUGAAGAAACAGUUAAUGUAAUUGAUACUAAUGUAUACAGUUAUAAUCGAACAAAGGAAAAAAUGCCUUUGAUAAAUACAAAUAAUACGAACCAAAAUGCAUAUCUUGAAGAAUACAAUGAUCAUAUUUGUUAUAAUUCAAAUAGUUAUUUAAACUAUAAAAUUUUUUAA
This is a messenger RNA of Plasmodium vinckei vinckei, 1845 nucleotides long. RefSeq names its product aquaporin, putative. The transcript has a single exon. The record is from RefSeq and is a predicted model, not a curated record. Gene Ontology annotation, biological process: transmembrane transport. Gene Ontology annotation, molecular function: water channel activity. NCBI's taxonomy places the organism in Eukaryota, Apicomplexa, Aconoidasida, Haemosporida, Plasmodiidae. Gene Ontology annotation, cellular component: plasma membrane. Bases 1 to 1845 code for a protein of 614 amino acids.